CGGAGCAGCGGCAGCGGUGGACCCGGGAACUGCCGGGGGGGAUGGAGAUCCCGCCGGAGCUGCGCGUGGGCUUCAUCGGCGCGGGGCGCAUGGCUUGCGCGGUGGCCCGGGGGAUGCUGCUGGCGGGAGAAGUUCAGCCAGGAAACAUUCUUGCCAGUGCCCCAUCGAACACCAAUCUGGACAAGUUCCAGGGUUUUGGCUGCAGAACAACCCACUGUAAUGCAGAGGUGCUGAAGAACUGUACCCUGGUGUUCCUGGCAACCAAGCCCCACAUCAUUCCAGUGGUACUCCGGGAAAUUGCUCCUGAUGUCACCCCAGAUCACAUCCUCGUCUCCAUGGCAGCUGGAGUCACGCUCCAGACGUUAGAAAAGCUGCUGCCUGCCAGGACCAAGGUGCUCCGGGUGAUGCCCAAUCUCCCCUGCGUGGUCCAGUCAGGCGCUAUCGUGCUGGCCCGGGGAACCUGCGCGGCUGAUCCGGACGCAGCCUUGCUGAAGAGCUUGCUGUCUCCUUGCGGGCUGUGUGAAGAGGCGCCCGAGUCCCACAUUGACAUUCACACCGGACUGAGUGGCAGCGGAGUUGCCUACGUCUACACGUUUGCUGAAGCGCUGGCUGACGGUGCAGUGAAGAUGGGGAUGCCGUGGGCCAUGGCCAAUAAGAUCGCAGCCCAGACGCUUUUGGGAGCAGCCCGGAUGAUCCUAGACACCGGCGAGCACCCGGCGGCCUUGAGAAAUGCCGUCUGUACGCCAGGGGGCACAACCAUCCACGCACUGCAUGAGCUGGAGAAAGGAGCCCUGCGAUCUACGGUUAUGAACGCUGUAGAGGCCGGCACCAACCGGGCCCGGGAGUUGGGCAAGAGAUAGAAGGCGACGGGGAUGCAGUGGUCUCGCCUAGAAAUGUGAAGGCCCGGAAAAAACCCGGAAAAAUUCAGAAAAAAACCGUCCCGUCCC
Molecule: messenger RNA, 947 nt
Organism: Gekko japonicus
Lineage: Eukaryota; Metazoa; Chordata; Lepidosauria; Squamata; Gekkonidae
Gene: PYCR3
Product: pyrroline-5-carboxylate reductase-like
Exons: 6
Coding region: 42-860 (272 amino acids)
Biological process (GO): L-proline biosynthetic process
Molecular function (GO): pyrroline-5-carboxylate reductase activity
Source: RefSeq, a predicted model, not a curated record